This is a messenger RNA of Colletotrichum destructivum, 1617 nucleotides long. Its product is annotated as Putative tetratricopeptide-like helical domain superfamily. The coding region runs from base 1 to 1617 and encodes 538 amino acids. The transcript has 2 exons. The record is from RefSeq and is a predicted model, not a curated record. NCBI's taxonomy places the organism in Eukaryota, Fungi, Ascomycota, Sordariomycetes, Glomerellales, Glomerellaceae. Gene Ontology annotation, molecular function: protein binding.
AUGGCAGCCGUAACUGAGCAAUUUACACAGCACCUGAGCGCAGCCUACAAAUACGGCGGUGAAUCACUGUGGGAGUUCGCAUACAAGGAGCUUGACGAAGCGGGAGCAUUAUGCGACGAUGCCUCGCUAUCCGACGAUGAGCGGCAGUCCUGCCACAGGCGGUUCCUGCUUCAAAAAGGCGCCAUCGAGCGCAGGCAGGGCGACUUCGCAGAAGCAAUAAGAACGCUAGAGCACGCCAUCAGCGAGUAUGGCACCUACGAUCUGGAGCACGCGCGGAUGCUCGGUGAACUUGGCACUGCCUUCCAGCGACAGGAUUCAUUCGAGCGUGCAGACGAGCUGUAUGCCGAACAGCAUGCACUCGCGAUCAAACUGGCCGCUGAAGCGAAGGACCAGCGGUCUGUUUGGCGUGCCGAAGCUCUUGCCGCAAGAGCAAUCGGCUAUCGUGGCAUCAUGGCUUACAUGUUGAACGUCCCAGAUCUUGAAGACAAUGGUCGGACGAACCACGAAGGCCUGAGCGAUGCGAUCAACAAGAGCAUGCAGCGCGUGGCGAGUACGCGAACGCUGUUGCGGGCUAUCGCCAACGAAGAUGCUGCGUUCCAGCAUGAAGUCAAAGCGACGACUUGCAUCUGCGUUGCAUUGGAUCGUCUCUCGCUUUGCUAUGGAGCUUCUGGCAACACAGCAGAGGCUGUCAAAUGGGCACGGGAAACUGUGGCGGAGGGCAAAGCCUUUGAUCCCACCAUACAGGCUUUCGGCAGAUUUUUUCUUGGUCUGGCCCUGCAGCGAAACGGGGAUCUGGAGGAAGCCAUGCAGCAAUGGACUAGGCAUGGAAAGGGUGAUCUCGAGACAGCCGCCAUUGCUUUGUGCCGUCAGCCUUCUAGCGAAACGUUGGGUUAUAUGAAACAGCUUGUGAAGUACCAAGUCCCAUUGGAUCAUUACAACGAACAAGGGUACAGUCCUCUAGACUACGCCAUCAUGGGCGGUAGCGAGACCAUGGGAGCGCUCGUUAUGCAAGGUCUUCGUCAGGAGUAUCUGAGGAAUGGGUUCACACCAGACGAGACGGAGGUUCUGAUUGAGAUGCGCAAAACUGAGGCCGAUCGCAGGAAGGAGUAUCGAUCGAUAUUUCAAAAAUCUUUCCGUCCGUUGCUCAGAACCAGUGCUGCCGAGACAGCAAAGAGCUCUUCGGACGAUCAAGAGGUCUCUAGUCGAGCUGAGCAGUGCAUAAUCCGUCUGCGGCAAGAGUAUUCCAGGCUACUCGUUGAGCAAGAGAUCACGCGAUCGAUAUUUGACGACUUCAAGUACAUCGAGCUAUCCGACUUUCGGUCACUGACUAGGCUGCCGCAGCCUGGCAGCUUGGAGGACAUGAACACAAUGGCAGAAUCUGUCCAGCAGUUUGGAAACAUUCUUGAAAAGCAGCGGAACGGAAGCCCAUUCGUAGUUUUCCUAUCAUACCGAUGGCUAGGCAAUGGAAAGCCGGAUGAUGAUCAAGGAACUCAGCUCGCUCGGAUGAACGCAGCCUUGAGCCAAUUUCUGGCAACCCAUCCCUGGCUGAGCGAAGACCGAGUGGCUGUCUGGCUAGACGUCGGCUGCAUACACCAACUCGACCCAGACAUCAGAUAA